AUGCCUUACAAUUGCCAGUUACAAUAUCGCCCUUGGAAAGACAACCCCGCUGACUUCAUGAGCCGCCAUCCCAAACCAGUAAAUUUCAUAAACGAAACUGAGAACUUAGCUGAACUUUACGCAAAUUAUGUUUGUUCGAACGCCAUUCCCAAAGCCAUGACUCGUGAAGAAGUCAAACUUGAAACCAAGCUGGACCCUCUCCUCCAAAAAGUAGUCACAGCGAUUUCCCUCAACUGGACCGAUCCAACUGUCGAACGCUACCGCCGUUUCCAAGACGAAUUGAUGGUCUGUGACGAAGUUAUCCUCCGUGGAAACCGUAUUGUUCUCCCACAGUCUCUGCACAAUCGAGCCAUCGAGUUAGCCCACCUUGGCCAUCAAGGCAUUGUUAAAACAAAGCAACUCCUAUGCGAAAAAGUCUGGUUUCCAGACAUUGACAAAAUUGUUGAAGCCAACGUCAAGAUGUGUUUGCCCUUUCAAGCCUCUACCCAAGGAACGUCUUCACCUCCAAGCAGAACCACUGAAACUCUCCCCGCUCCCAGAGAAAGCUUGGACCAAUGUGGCAGUUGAUUUCGUUGGACCAUUUUCCACCGGCGAAUACCUGAUAGUCGUGAUUGAUGAAUACAGUCGAUACCCGGAAGUCGAAAUUCUCACCACCACAUCCGCAAUUCCAAAGCUUGAUGCCAUAUUCUCCAGACAAGGCAUCCCUGAGAUUCUCAAGUCAGAUAAUGGCCCUCCAUUUAAUGGUGAAGAGUUUGAGAACUUUGCCAACCACCUCGGUUUUAAGCACCGUAAGAUAACCCCAUACUGGCCAAGAGCCAACGGCGAAGCUGAACGCUUCAUGAAAACUAUUGAGAAAGCAAUUCGAGCUGCCACAGUUGAAGGUCGGAACUGGAAACAAGCCAUGUAUAACUUCCUGCGCCAGUAUUGUGCCACACCACAUAGCACCAUCUCCGUAUCCACUAAAUAACCGAAAGCUAAAAACGUACCUUCCAGAUUCCCCAUCAACACCAAGCAACUCCGAGAAAGAUGAGGAGAUACGUAGUCGAGACGAAAAGAACAAAUCAACCAUGAAAUCAUACAGCGACAAACGAAGUCGUGCCAAGCCAAACAACAUCACCCUCUGUGACACAUGUCCUCCUACGACAACCGAAAUUGAAUAA
Messenger RNA from Paramuricea clavata, 1160 nucleotides. Lineage: Eukaryota; Metazoa; Cnidaria; Anthozoa; Malacalcyonacea; Plexauridae. The record is from the annotation of a GenBank genome assembly.